AAGCCUGAGAAAUACGUCAGAAAGGUUAGGUGUUAGGAGCCAUGUUGCUUCCGUGUUCUGCUCUGUCUCUCCCACAGGCUGAGGAGGACGACGAGCAGCGGACCUACCAAGUGAUAUAAGCUAUAAAGGUCACAAGAAGAAGAAGAAGACACCUCCACCGCUCAUACUUGAUGCCGGUAUUUUAAUAACUGCUUGAGAAGAUCAAGAUGGAAGCUGUUGGCUUCUAGAUUCUUAUUAGUUGGUGGUUCCAACAGAGGAAGCCAAUCUAUAUAUUUCUGAGACUGGAAGUAAUCCUACACUACUCUGAUAUCAGCUGUUUGGCAAACAUAAAGUGGUGUGCCCAGUGCCAGUCAUCAGUCAUCACAACCACAGUUGGAAGCUGCGCUUGUGUGUGCUGGAUGCAGACGUGCGGCCUGAUCAUCUGUCUGGGAAUCACGUCACCCGCUUACGUCUAAUGCAAACCACGUCAUUGCAUAACAACUGAAUGGCGGAGGCCUGAGAGAAGACACAUUAUACAUAACACGCCCGCUGAGUCAGAGGCCCGUGGUGCUCGGGUAGUGAAGAAGGCCACUGUGCAUCAGCUUGAGCAGGGAGGUGAGGUGAUGGUGGGGGACGGGUACAGCUGGCUCUGGAAUAACCCUGUCACACGGGAGGUGGCCCGGUGUCCCAAGAGAUUCGGGGACCUGGUGUGGGGCAGUAAUCAUCACUGGAGUGGUGGUCAUCAGGUUGCAAAGCAGGUGUCUGAGAAAGUUUCUGAAGUUCCUGUCAACAUGCUUAACAUCCCCUCAUAUGCACGCUGGUUUGUACGCCUUGCUGGCAUCUCAGGCGCCUCAGCUGUUGCUCUUGGGGCAUAUGGUGCCCAUGUGUUUUAUCGGCGAGAUUACCCUGAGGAGCUGAAGCAAGUGUAUGAGACAGCCAACAGAUACCACUUCUUGCACACACUAGCGCUGCUUGGUGUACCUCUCUGCCGACGACCCAAACUGGCUGGCACACUUAUAUUCACUGGGACAGCUAUUUUCUGUGGCACUUGCUACUUUUAUGCACUGACGGGAUCCAAGAACAUCAGACAGUACACACCCUACGGAGGAAUGUUGCUGAUUGCAGGCUGGCUGGCCAUGGUUCUUUAAUUGUACUACAUGCAUGUGGGAGGAAUUCAGAUAACUAGAAUCGGAACAAGAGUGAUUGUUAUUCACAAAUAUUGAUCAAUAAAUUGUUGAAUAUUGAAUGUUAGCAGAGAUGCUUAAUUGAACAGAAAUCUGAAAGACUUUAGUGAAGAAAGAAUAUUUUGGUAUUCUGAUAAAACAGGUCUGUUUCAUACAGGAAUGUGACUAAAAGGAAGAAAGGAUGAAAGAAAACUAAGCUUACAUCACAGAUCUCCAUUAGUAUUCAUCACCAUCUUAUGUUAACGUGAAUCCCAAUUGAACAAAAUAAAUAUUAUGACCAUAUCUACUUUGCAUUGCAUAAGUGAAAUGGAUGUAAACCAUGAAUACAGAUUGUGUACAUGGUCAUUGUAGUAAUGUAUAAAAAAAACAUAUUAAAGAGGCUUAAAGCAGUGAUGUUUACCAGCAUAUAGUGGUAAAUAUUUCAUUAACUGUUCUUUAUGCUUUCCAGAAAUUACCCUCAGAUUUUUAAACAAUGUAAUAUUGAAUAUACUGAGAAAAAAAAAACAAAACAGUGAAGCCUCAUGAUAACCUGCACUUUGUAUGUGGCAAAAGCUUCUCCUUGGCUCCUUUUGAUUCCCUGUGUAAGGAUGACUUUUCCCUCUGCCUGUUUUUCUGCCUCUCUUAGCUUAACUGAUGCCUUCCAGCUGAUUGAAUAUUCCCAUAGUGGUGAAGUGUAUUAGCUCUAUCCCUUUGUAUUCCACUGCAGAGUGAGUUAAAAGCAUGAAGCUCAAGGGCAGAUAGAGAAAGGAAAGUUAGAUAUCAGGCUAUAAAAAGUUUGCAAGUUUCAUAGCUUAUGAUACAGAAGGUGUACAGUAAGGGCAUCUUUAGGGAAGAUUUGUUUAUUUUUAUGGAGGUUGUUGAGAUGUACAUUAUGAUUUAUAUAAUGUUUGCAAAUGUAGCGAAUGAUAUUAGGUGGAUGCAUUAAAAUUAUAUAUUAAUUUUGGAAAAA
Molecule: messenger RNA, 2112 nt
Organism: Scylla paramamosain (green mud crab)
Lineage: Eukaryota; Metazoa; Arthropoda; Malacostraca; Decapoda; Portunidae
Product: transmembrane protein 256 homolog
Exons: 4
Coding region: 603-1127 (174 amino acids)
Cellular component (GO): membrane
Source: RefSeq, a predicted model, not a curated record